Molecule: messenger RNA, 366 nt
Organism: Candida albicans SC5314
Lineage: Eukaryota; Fungi; Ascomycota; Pichiomycetes; Serinales; Debaryomycetaceae
Exons: 1
Coding region: 1-366 (121 amino acids)
Source: RefSeq, a predicted model, not a curated record
AUGCUAAGGCUGUUUAUACGCAGAAUGUCUUCAGCUAAACCCCCUCAAAUAUCACAUUCUGAAACUCCAGGACCAAUUGAAUCAUCAAUAAUAUCGAAAAUAACUAAUGAAUUCAAACCAUUAUAUUUUAAAAUUGAUAAUGAUUCCCAUAAACAUGCUCAUCAUGCUGGUAUUAGAGGUGCAAAAAACAAAACAGAAUCCCAUUUUAGAUUAGAAAUUGUUAGUGAUGUAUUUGAAGGGAAAUCAUUAUCUGCUAGACAUAGAUUAGUGUAUUCAUUAUUAGCUAAUGAAUUGAAAAAUGAUGGUGUUCAUGCUCUACAAAUGAAAACGAAAACGCCAGAAGAAAUCAACAAGACUCAAAAUUAA